AAGGGGGGCAAAGACAUUUUUCCCAAGUUGGUGGAGUUGCAGACCAUAGUGUACUAUCUCUGAAACUGAGAGAAGCAGGCUGCAUUUUAAUACUAAGAUUGUGUCAGACAGAGUUAUGUAUUACCACAAUCAGCACCAAGGAAAGAGCAUCCUCUCUUCAUCUAGAAUGCCUAUUCCUUCUGAAAGGCAUCCAUUUCUCAGAGGAAAUGGCCCAGGAGAUUCUGGACUCAUCCUCUCAACCGAUGCGAAGCCACGACUAAAAUGGACUCCAGAUCUUCAUGAGAGAUUCGUCGAAGCAGUUAACCAGCUUGGAGGAGGAGAAAAGGCUACUCCUAAGACGAUAAUGAAAGUCAUGGGUAUUCCAGGCCUUACCUUAUAUCAUCUCAAGAGUCAUCUUCAGAAAUAUAGGCUGAGCAAGAAUCUUAAUGGACAAGCUAACAGCAGUUUAAACAAAACAAGUGUGAUGACCAUGGUAGAAGAAAACACCCCUGAAGCAGACGAAGUUCACAGUGAGAGUUUAAGCAUUGGACCACAGCCAAGCAUGAACUUGCCCAUAAGUGAUGCUCUUCAAAUGCAAAUAGAAGUUCAGAGAAGGCUACACGAGCAACUUGAGCGACAUUUGCAGCUCAGGAUCGAGGCUCAAGGGAAGUACCUGCAAUCGAUUCUGGAGAAAGCACAAGAGACACUUGGAAGACAGAACUUAGGUCCAGCUGGGAUUGAAGCAACUAAAGCUCAACUCUCAAAGCUAGUAUCUAAAGUAUCAGCCGAGUAUCCAGACGCUAGCUUCCAAGAACUGCAGAAUCUACACCAUCAACAUAUGCAAACAGCUUAUCCACCACCAAACUCAUCCCUGGAAAGUUGCCUAACCUCAAGUGAAGGAACACAGAAAGCUCCCAAGAUGCUUGAGAAUAGGUUAGGGUUAAGAACAUAUCUUGGAGAUUCAAGUUCAGAGCAGAAAGAGGUAAUGGAAGAACCAUUUUUCCAGAGAAUGGAGCUCACAUGGGGAGAAGAACAAGAAGAAGGUCUCAGAGAGAAUAACAGGCCGUAUCUUUCAACAAUGGAACAGAGAAGCUCGUCUUCAAGAAGAAGCCCUGGAAGAUUGUCAAUAGGAGUGGGAUUACAAGAACACAGAGGAGGGAGUAGUAGCAACAAUGGGUAUACAGAGGAAAGAUUCAACGAGAAUGGAGAAGACUGCAAGGUUGAAACACGCGCAAGAACAGCUCUAGAUCUUAACACACAUGAGGAAAGCUACGGCACAAGGCGUCCUAAACAGUUUGAUUUGAAUGGUUUCAGCUGGAGUUGAGAAAGAACCAUUUAACUCAUCUGAAAAUGAGUUAUAUUAUUCGAAACAAAAGAGACAUGUUUUGCAAAAUAUGCACCACUGGUUAUAUAUGAUCCUCAUGUUAUCAUAUAUUUGUAUUACUAACUUCAUGUUUUUGAAUGAAGAACGUUUAUAGAGACAUGAUCAUGAACAAAUGUUACGACUUACGAGUAUGUGUACAGUGUACAUACAUAGAUACCAUCGAUGCUUUGGCUAAUAACGCGUUUGAGAAUCACGUCACAGGACACGAACAUCCGUUUGGGAAAAGAGACCGAAAUGUGGGUGCAAAACGACAUCGUUUCAAAAGAAAGAGUAGGAUAUUAUCUUGUUUAGUCCCUGACAUAUUUGUAGACGCUUAAUUGUACUCAAAAUUAAGCUUUUGGUCCACUU
Molecule: messenger RNA, 1711 nt
Organism: Eruca vesicaria subsp. sativa (arugula)
Lineage: Eukaryota; Viridiplantae; Streptophyta; Magnoliopsida; Brassicales; Brassicaceae
Source: the annotation of a GenBank genome assembly